Molecule: messenger RNA, 1854 nt
Organism: Ostreococcus tauri
Lineage: Eukaryota; Viridiplantae; Chlorophyta; Mamiellophyceae; Mamiellales; Bathycoccaceae
Product: Nuclear protein 96
Exons: 1
Coding region: 1-1854 (617 amino acids)
Source: RefSeq, a predicted model, not a curated record
AUGGCCACCCGCGUCGGUCUCCUCGACUCCGACUCCGACGUCUCCGAGACCGAGGACGAGCUCACCCCUCUCGGCGUCGCGAAUCGCUCGCGAAAGCCCCCGAUCGACGAUGAUUUCAUGGAUGAGGACGCGCCCGGUGGAUUCUCUGAGAGUCUCGGGCGCGGCGACGCGAUCGACCUCACGGACGCGAUGCGCGCGCUUCGCGAGCACGAAGACGCCGUGCGAGCGAUCGAGAACGAUCGGUACGUCGACGCGGACGUCGACGCGGCCGCGACGGGCGCGGCGCGCGCGCGCGAAGACGCGGAGACGCGAGACGGCGAUUCGAACGGUCGCGCGGCGGUUUCGACGGCUCGACCGCGCGCGCCGCUCGCAGCGAAGGCGGUCGCGGUGGCGGUUCGGGCGCUGGAGUUGAAAUCGUGCGACGUUCGGACGAGCGCGCCGACGACGUUUGAGACGACGUUCGGGGGGGUGGACGCGUACGGGGGGCGAAGCGGCUCGCGCGGUGCGGCGCACGGACCGAGAGGCGUCGUCGGCGCGCCGGCGAUCGAGAGCGAUGCGGUGGUGUUAAAAGCGGUACGCACGCGGGCGACCUUCGAGAGCGUCGAGGGGGCGCUCGCGGUGGCGCUCGAUCAGGCGGUGCGUAGGGCGGAUGGAGGUUUACGUUUGGCGUGCUCGAGAGAGGCGCGAGAGGCGGCGCCGUACGGAGUCGCCGCGGUGUGUCUACGGCAUCUGGAGGCGGUCGUGGAGUCGUUAGCGAGCUCGAGCGGGGACUUGGACGACAAUCGCGCGCGCGCGCGCGCCGAGGCGGAGGUGAGCGCGUGGGCGCUUACGAGCGAGUUGUUUGCUGAGGACAAGUUUGGAGCGGCUCGAGGCACCGCAGCAGAAGUGCAUCGUCGUCGCGCGGGUGUGAGCACUUGGUUGCGCGACCAGGUCGCGCGAACGCGCCCAUCGGAAGAUGAGUUAGAAGGGAGGCGUGCGAUGCUUACUCACGCCGCGGGAGGUCGAAAAGUGAGUGCGGCACGUGCGGCGGCGGCGCACGGUGAUCCGCGCCUGGCAACGUUCUUGGCGCAAAUCGGCUCUAGUAAAAACGUGGCGUUUUAUGCCAAGCAGCAGCUCACGCGAUGGCGCGUGAACUCUGUUGGGAAGUACGUAGACUCUGAAAGCGAACAGGCAUUCAAGCUUUUGGCCGGAGAAGUCGAGAGAGACGCCGACGGCAUGGGAUGGUAUCAAAACUUGGGCCUGCACUUGUGGCUUGCGUCGGGUCCGACUUCGCCACUGCGAGAGGUUGUGCAAAAGUAUCUUGACGCCGUGGCAACGGACCGCGCGGCAAAUCCCGUGCCGCCCAUCGCAGGCUACGAAUGUCUAGAUGCUAACCAAGCGAUCCAUCUGCGCGACGUCGCGUUCAACAUCCUAGCCCUCGCAGCGUCGACGGAAGACAACGGUUGUUCACCGACCGCAGCGGAGGUUCGCGUCGCGUUUCAUCCGCUUACGUACUCCGAUGACGUGUUGGACUCGUCGUUGGCGUGGCAUCUCUUUGGCAUUUUGGAUGCCAUCGAUGUUCUUGCGGGAGAAGAAAUGGACGCUCUCGCCGAUGAAAUUACGGUGGCGUUCGCGACCCAACUCCUUGGUAUGUCGGCGAACGGUCACUGCGAGUGGGCCGUCUUCGUCGCGCAGCACUUGCGGGAUCCGGUGAGAAGGGUGAAGACCACGAGUCACAUUUUACGCGAACGAAUCGAAGAGUGGAACGGCGACGACGCCAAAGUGACCUUCAUGCUCGAGGCGUGCAGUGUUGCUCAGAACCAGCUCGAUGAGGCGCGGGCUUUGUGGGCGACGUACACGAUUCCGCGCCCGUGA